Molecule: messenger RNA, 3600 nt
Organism: Aspergillus udagawae
Lineage: Eukaryota; Fungi; Ascomycota; Eurotiomycetes; Eurotiales; Aspergillaceae
Product: putative lipase
Exons: 5
Coding region: 1-3600 (1199 amino acids)
Biological process (GO): triglyceride catabolic process
Cellular component (GO): membrane; cytosol
Molecular function (GO): triacylglycerol lipase activity; sterol ester esterase activity
Source: RefSeq, a predicted model, not a curated record
AUGCCUGCUGCUGCCGAUACAGAGGAACAACCGAUGCUGCCUCUUCCUGGUGCUCCAUCCUCAUCAUGGGCUCAGUUUUGCCAGCGGUUCCGUGCCUUGUUCAGCGGCGCGGAUCCUCGCGUCUGCGUCGCAUUUUGGCUCUUUGGCCUAAUCAAUAAUGUCUUGUAUGUUGUUAUCCUGUCUGCCGCCCUCGAUCUGGUCGGGCCCAGUGUCCCCAAGGGAGUCAUCCUUCUAGCGGACGUGAUACCCUCGUUCGCAACGAAACUCAUCGCCCCGUACUUCAUCCAUAUGGUGCCAUACCCCGUGCGAAUCAUUAUAUUCGUCUUCCUCUCUGCCAUUGGCAUGCUCCUAGUUGCGCUAAGCCCUCCGUAUACCGAUGGCGGGACGAUAGCUACUAAACUUGCUGGUAUUGUGCUGGCUAGCUUGUCCAGCGGAGGUGGAGAGCUGAGCUUCGUUGGAUUGACACAUUUCUAUGGGCCUUUCAGUCUGGCUGCCUGGGGAAGUGGAACAGGAGCGGCUGGUCUGGUUGGAGCUGGUGCAUACGCCCUGGCCACUACCUCGUUGGGUCUCAGUGUGAAGGCCACUCUGUUGGCAUCUUCAUGUCUGCCAGCGGUCAUGGUAGUCAGCUUUUUCAUGGUACUGCCCAGAUCUCCUCUGCAGCCUGUUUCGGCUGCAUACGCCGGGUACCGUGCGGUCGAGGAAAGAGAAGAGCUCGCGGAGGAACGCGCAUUCAUGGAGGGCGACCGUGACGUGAUUUUUGACGAGGGGGAACGACUACUGGGAGCUUCGAAUCUUUCCACUCAGCGCGAAAAAGGCGGUUGGCAGCGUUUCGCAGCGGACUUGAAACGUGUCCGGGGUCUUUUCUUCCCAUUUAUGCUUCCAUUACUUCUGGUCUACGUCGCGGAGUAUACGAUAAAUCAAGGAGUGUCCCCGACACUGCUCUUUCCGCUUGACGAAUCGCCUUUUGCGCAUUUCCGUGCCUUCUAUCCAGCAUACAAUGCGAUCUACCAGGUCGGGGUCUUUCUUUCUCGAUCCUCGACGCCCUUCUUCCGUAUCCAUGACCUGUACGUCCCGUCUUUCCUGCAGAUUCUGAACUUGGUACUAUUGACCCUUCACGCCGUUUUCAACUUCAUCCCCAGUGUGUAUAUCAUUUUUGUAAUCAUCUUCUGGGAGGGGUUAUUGGGCGGUUUGGUCUAUGUCAACACAUUCGCCGAAAUCGGAGAUCGUGUGCCAAAGGAAGAGCGCGAAUUCUCCCUAGGAGCGACAACAGUCAGCGAUGCAGCAGAUCACGUUCUAGGGAGACCCUCAACCAAAUUCCGAAAGAUCCAGGUUUUUGGAGUAGUCCUAUUCUGGUCCACCUAUCUGUUCAAGGGAAGCAAGCAUGGCCCUCCGAUCGCCCGCAAUAUCUCGUCCCGCCUGUCGGGGAAACUGACCGUCUGGCAAACCACCGUAGCUGUGUUUCUAUGGCUCUAUAUCUGCCGCAAUUUCGCCAAGAUUGUUGGUCUCGAAAGCCCCGAACCCCUGGCGAAUCUCUACUCUCGGUCGUUUUUCCGGGCAACAUGGGUCACCACAGCACUCGACGCUGGCUUUUGGACUGCAAUGAGGAUCAAACCCAAGUGGCUACGGGAUAUCGCAUCGUUGGUAUUCACAGUGUACUAUCUCUUCGCAGCAGAGCAAGCAGAUGAUAUGGUGCGCCGUGUCCGCGCAGCCCUGACCGUGGAACAUCUGCGAGUGUCGUGGAACAAGGGAACCACUCCAUAUCUUUGGGCGCUUCAGAAGUUGGUCCGACCCCGUUUGACUAAUUAUGGCCCUCGAGCCAUCCGCAUCCCUCGCCCUAAACAAUCUAUUUACACCGAGCCAACGAAUGCAUGGCUAUAUUUUGACGGUCCGCUGAGUGCGCUGAAGGAUCAGACAUGUGUGAUUCUGGAUAUUCCGGGGGGUGGGUAUGUUGCCAUGGAUCCGCGCCACUCGGAAGACCGACUGCUCGCCUGGGCGGGGAAGACCAAGAUGCCAAUAUUGAGUCUAGACUACAAGAAGGCACCCGAGUAUCCGUACCCGUAUGCUUUGAACGAAUGCUAUGAUGUCUACCACACGAUCAUCACCACACGAGGCCGUUGCCUGGGACUGAGUGGACACACGCGGCCACGUAUUGUGGUUACUGGGGAUAGUGCUGGCGGAAACCUAGCUGUUGGGACGGUCCUGAUGAUCCUGCAGUCAGGGGCUGAGAAUGUGAUCCCACGCCCAGAUGGUCUGGUACUGGCGUACCCCUCCUUAAACAUGCGAGUUGAGAGCUGGAUGACGGAGGAGCAGAUGUCGUUGAUCCAGGAUAAGAGCGCUCGCCGGACGAAUAAGAACGUUUUGCAGAGAAAGAAUAUGGACUAUCAGAGGCUGACGCCAUUUGCAUCGCCUGGACCAUCUACGGAAGAACUGAAACAGGAGGUCUUGUCCGAUGCGGACUUGGAGGCGGAUGACCUGGGAGAGAAGGCUUCAAAAAGAGUUGCCGAGAAAUUGAACCGAGAUAAUCUGGCAGCUCAGACAGCUGCACUUGUUGAGCAUCAGCCAAAACAGAUCCGGACUCGUUUGGCCGUGUCCUCCAUGAUCUCGUACGUUCAUGACCGCAUAUUGACCCCUGAGAUGAUGCGAGCCAUGAUCAUCCUCUACAUUGGACCUCAUAAUCGGCCCGAUUUUAGCACGGACUUCCUCUUAUCGCCUGUCUUAGCUCCCGAGAGCCUCCUCAUCAGGUUUCCCAAAACCUACUUCAUCACAGGGGAACGAGAUCCACUGGUCGAUGACACGGUCAUCUUCGCCGGUAGGCUACGCCAGGCCAAAUUGCAUCAAUUUCGGGAAAGACAGGAACUCGGGCUUGAAAAGUCUCAUCGGGAAUUCAAUGAAAAGGACCACGUGGAAGUCUCCUUACUACCAGGGGUGUCACAUGGAUUCCUUCAGAUGGCCGGAUUUUUCCCUGACAGCUGGAAACAUAUCAACCGAUGCGCUACGUGGAUCCAGAACUUGUUUGACACAGCUGAGGUCAAGAAAUCGUCUUCUAGCCUUUUACAGUCGCUCUACGAUAAUCCUGUUUUUGAUAAGAACCUGGCCAUAGAAACAAACGGACAAGCGGCUCCCCGGAAUCACAAGCGAAGCUUGACAGGCGAGUCCUCUGCAGAUGAAGACAGGCCUUUGGAGAUGAGCGUCGGCAGAAUGACCCCUUUGACACCUGCGCGCGGGAAUCUCAACUCCGGUGAGACUCGGCAAUCCAAGGAGGACACGCCAUCUCAGAAGCCCUAUCGUUCCCGCCGGGAGGCUACCGGCACCCCUGAUCGCAAACCUGACUCGAAGCAUGGAAUCCGAAAAAGGAGUUCAUCUAGGGGCCGAAAAGACUCAUCUAGUGGGCUUGGUAGAAGAAGGCGCCUCGCCCCGACGCAGCUCACUCUGCCUGUUUCCGACGAAACCAUGUCCGAUAAUCUGGGAAGCCCGGUACGUCUUCGCAAACGAGAAAGAAGUCUCCACAGCCUUCCCAGUCACGAGGAUCUUUUGGAUCGCAGAAUGAACGGCCUAGCGGGCGGGCUGAUGGGAAUCGGGGAGGGAGCGCAGACCCCUUGA